Molecule: messenger RNA, 654 nt
Organism: Epithele typhae
Lineage: Eukaryota; Fungi; Basidiomycota; Agaricomycetes; Polyporales; Epitheliaceae
Exons: 6
Coding region: 1-654 (217 amino acids)
Source: RefSeq, a predicted model, not a curated record
AUGGCCUGGCUCUCAAUCGUCCGCCUCGUGGCUCUCAUCUUCACCACCAUAUGCGGCGCCAUCGUCCUGUCGCUCUCCGCGGACAUCACCCACUUCUCCGAGUUCUACUUCGAGGCGCUCAUCAUCGACUCCCUCCGCACCGGCGCCUUCACCUCCCUCGUCGUCUUCGAGCUCUCGUGGCUCUCCGUCCUCUCCGUGCUCUGGGUCGCGACCGGCGCGCUCACCGUCGACCAGACCUCCUUCGUCUUCGCCACCUGCGACUUCCUCAGCGACGUCGCGAACCAGGUCUGCCGCGAGACGCAGGCGAUCGAGGCCUUCUCCUUCCUCGCCUGGCUCUCCCUGCUCUUCUACACGAUCGCCCUCCUCGCCGUCGCCUGCACCAACGCCGCGCGCGGCGCGCCCAUCUGGCUCGGCGCCGUCCGCACCCACGGCGCCUUCGCGCCCCAGUUCGCCGGCGCCGCGCCCUCCCCGCCCGGGCAGGUGCCGUCGAUGGGGAUGUCGAUGUCGAUGCCCGUGCCGAUGCCGCACCAGCUCCAGCCGAGCCCGCCCCCGUCCCAGAUGGUGCAGCACGGGUACGCGGUGCCGUCCCCCGACGGGAGCGCGCGCGGGUCGAUGUACGGCGUGCCUGGCGCGGCGGUCCACCCGCACAUGUGA